CGCCACCUGAAAACUUGCAGAUUAAAUAUCCGUCUUAAUAAAUCUUGAAUCUUUACUUACACCAUCCCAAACCCAGAAAAACUUUCCACGUUAUUGUUCUUUGUUUCGUCGGUUUGAUUGUUUUGGAGGCAUCAAUGGCGUCCUUCAGCGGACAUUCUUCUCAGUCGUAUGCACCUUCUGCACCGGAGCUGCCGCAGAGCGGAAGAUAUGGUUACCACCACGGUGCCACUCCACCUCCUAAUCACAGCUACUACGGGAUGCCACAGCAGCAGCAGCAGCAGGGGCCCGGUUAUAUGCAGUCUUGGUUUCCACCGGGGACGAAUCCAGAUGUAAUCAGGGCAUUCGAGAUGGUGGAUAGGGACAGGAGUGGAUUCAUUGACGAGAAUGAGUUGCAGCAGGCGCUCUCUUCUGGGUACCGGAGGUUUAACCUUAGGACUAUAAGAUUGCUUAUGUUUUUGUUCAAGAAUCCCUAUGAUUCCCUCAGAAUAGGGCCCAAAGAGUUUGCCGCAUUGUGGGGUUGUCUUGGUCAUUGGCGGGCCAUAUUUGAUAGGUAUGAUAGAGACAGAAGUGGGAAAAUUGAUUCGAUGGAACUUAGGGAUGCUCUCUAUAGCCUUGGAUAUGCACUUCCACCUUCUGUCCUUCAAGUUCUUCUUUCCAAAUACGAUGAUAGAAGUGGCAGGAAGGUUGAACUCAACUUCGACAGUUUUGUUGAGUAAGGCUUAAACUCCAGCAAGUUCAUUCUUAUCCUUUCAUUGAUACGUUGAGUUUUGUGUUGUGAUUAUAAAACUGACAUUCUAUUCUGUUUGCCAUGCAGAUGUGGGAUGAUUGUGAAGGUGAGACUCCAUGGUUCUAUUCUAUAUAUGACUUAUAACCCUUUCAGCCUUUCUAUUCAUCUGGGAAUCUCUUUGUUACUACUAGCUAGUUUUCCUUCCAAGUUAAUACUUCUUCAAAUGCAAUGGUUUGUUUAUGCAACUGAUUGAUCAUAUAUGAACUUUUCAGGGCUUAACUGAGAAAUUUAAGGAGAAGGAUACACGGUACACCGGCUCUGCAACAUUUACUUACGACACCUUCAUGACCAUGGUUCUUCCAUUCCUUGUUUCAUACGACUGAUGACUUCUGCUCUAUAAUUUUUGUAUAAGACAUUGAGGUGCUUGAAAUCUGAUUCUUUGAUUUAAGCUAGAAAUUCUUCUGUUCAGCAGCGGUAAAUCUCUUUUCUGAUUUUUGAAGAUAUCUUCUGUGAAUAAUCCAAAAAAUGGAUG
Rubroshorea leprosula is the source of this 1259-nucleotide messenger RNA. NCBI's taxonomy places the organism in Eukaryota, Viridiplantae, Streptophyta, Magnoliopsida, Malvales, Dipterocarpaceae. The record is from the annotation of a GenBank genome assembly.